UGAACUUUACUAACAGAAUUAGCAGGUAUUUACUUAUUUUUUGUUGUAUAUUGUAGCAGCAAUAUAUAGCCUAUAGUUUUGCUUUCCACUCUUCAAGACGUCAAAACAAGAAAAAAUGAAAGUUGUCGGAUCUACCUGCGCCCUGAAAAACACCGAGGACGUGGUCCGUUGUCUCUCGGAGCAGAGUAUGGCCAUCUCCAAGUGCAAGAUCCCACUGUUGGACGAGCAGAUGAGUGUAUUUCUGCAGGACAUGAACAACUGCUACAGCAAGCUAAAGGAGCUGGUGCCCACUCUGCCAGCCAACAAGAAAGCCAGUAAGAUGGAGAUUCUGCAACAUGUCAUCGACUAUAUCUGGGACCUGCAGGUCGAGCUGGACACACCGGGCAAGCAGCAGAUCCCAGGUGCACCCCGCACCCCUCUGACAACCCUCAAUGCAGAACUCGCCAGCAUCUCUGUGGAGGUAUGUGUGCAAAGCAAUUCCAUCAGAGCAAUUACAGCAAAUGUAUUGUUGCCAUGUAGCCCUGUGACAGAUUCAAGUGUAAAAAUCAAAGUUAAAAUCAAGUUCUGUGUCAUAAAACUUACCAUUAUCCAUCCCUCUUAUUUUUCACAGAACGGAUGCUCAGAUGACAGAAUUCUCUGCCGUUGAUCAAGGAAGCAACAGAACGAAUCAUUAGCAGAAGGAAGAACGAUGUUGCCAGCCAUGCAUGACAUUUCGUCGCAUCUUAUGUAUUGCAUCCAGCAGUGGAAGUCCAUGAUGUGCAUAGAUAGACAUUCAGGAGUUGAAACUACGAAGUGUCAGGUCAGCGGAGCUGUCCCCAAGCAGCCACAGGUGUCCUGCUGUCACCAAGAAGAGCGGUGCGCGCCAUGAAGACAAGUGUGCUGGUCGACCUGAGAGGAUGACCAUCAACAACAAAGCAUCCUAACCCAACGAGCUCUUAGAUGUUGAUACAUGUUGGACUUUAUGUGAAAGAAUCUUUCAUUCCUUGUUCGAAUUCGAUUUUCUGUAUUUUGUUCAAUUCAUACCUAGAAAAGAUUUAUAUAUUUUUUUGCAAAAAAAUGUCAAUUUCUCAGAUUGCUGAGCUAUAUUUGUAUUGUAUAUUACAAUGAUUCAAAUGUGAUCCCCAAUAUUGUUUUUAUAACAAUGUACUUAUGGUGUUUUUAUUAAAACAGAUAUGGUAGAUGAGAA
Coregonus sp. 'balchen' is the source of this 1186-nucleotide messenger RNA. NCBI's taxonomy places the organism in Eukaryota, Metazoa, Chordata, Actinopteri, Salmoniformes, Salmonidae. The record is from the annotation of a GenBank genome assembly.